Messenger RNA from Centropristis striata (black sea bass), 3177 nucleotides. RefSeq names its product RNA-binding protein 33. The record is from RefSeq and is a predicted model, not a curated record. The coding region runs from base 370 to 2667 and encodes 765 amino acids. The transcript is spliced from 13 exons. NCBI's taxonomy places the organism in Eukaryota, Metazoa, Chordata, Actinopteri, Perciformes, Serranidae.
UCAGAGGCCCCGCCCACAGAGGAGGACACACAGAUGAUUGGCUGGAACAGACAGGGCGGAGCCACAUUCCAGCUGUCUGCAGAGCACUGACGCAUCACUCAUCUCAACGUCAAAGUACACCACCGGCCUCCAGUCCCCUCUCUGGCUAACCUCCAGGACUCCUGCACAGCGACUGGCUCCCCCCACCAACCUGACAGGCUCUGAACACAAACAGGAGAGUCAUCAGGGAAAGAAUAAACUCUGAUGUCCCAGCGAGGUCCUCACUAUAUAUCUGGGGACAGGAAGAGUCCCUCCUCUGUCCCUCUGUCCCUGCUGUGUCUGUCCACUGUCAUGUGUCCCCAGGCUGUCUGUGAGGUCUGACAGCAGCGGAUGUUUCCAUCAGAUUACCUCAUGCUCACUCGCCCGCUCACACUGACCGAGAGCACAGACAGGGGGCGGGGCCUGGCUGCAGUGACUCCGCCCCCUUCGCUCCCAUUGGCUGAUGAGGCUGAUGAUGAAGAGACACAAACAGGAGUUUUCUCUCCUCCUGCGCCUCCUUGGAGCUCCCCCUCUCCUCCUCUCCCUCCAUCCCUCCUCCCCCGGCCUCCUUCUGCUCCUCUUUCUGUCUCUGCUCCUCCUUUUAUUUCACCUCCUCCUGUAGUUCAUUUUUUGCUUCCUCCUCCUUCCUCCUCUGCUCCUCCAUCCCUCCAUCCUUCACCUCCCCCUGUGUUGUCUCCUAACUCUGUCUCUUUUUCUCCUCCUCUCCUUUAUCACCGCUCCUCUCCUCACGUUUCUCCUCCUGCACCUCCUCCUGUGUUUUUCACUCCUUUUACCUCUGCCAUUUGUUCUACUCUUUCUUCUUCCUCUCCUCCUGUUGCUCCAUCUCUCCCUCCUCCUCCUCCCCCUCCUGUCUCUUCUCCCCCUCCUCCUCCAGUCUCUUCUCCUCCUCCCCCUCCUCCAGUCUCCUCUCCUCCCCCUCCUCCAGUCUCUUCUCCUCCCCCUCCUCCAGUCUCUUCUCCUCCUCCAGUCUCUUCUCCCCCUGCAGUUUCUCCUCCUCGUCUCCCUGUAGCUCCUCCUGCUCCCUGCUGCUCCUGCUCCUCCCUGCUGCCUCGUCUCCUCUCGGCUCACCGUUUGGAGGUGCGGCGCCUCCUGCGAGGAGCUCUGGCCUCCCUUGGCCGUCGUCUGGACUCUCUGGAGAGGAGGAGCAACAGGAGCAGCAGGAGGAGGAGGAAGAAGAGGAGCAGGGUGACCGCUGAAGAAGAAGAAGGAGCAGCCUUUCCCUCGGGUUCAGGAGCCACCCCAUACAGCCCCGCCCCCUCCUGCAGCCCCGCCCACUGGCCUUGUGUCACCUUCUCCUCUUCGUCAGCGUCUUCAUCGGAUGGCGAGGAUGCACCUCCUUCCCUCAGUGUGAGCCAAUCAGAGCAGAUCAGGAGGAGCAGGGGGGAGGACGAGGAGGGCAGCGGCAGGAAGAGGAGGAGGAAGAACCACAGAAGAAGGGAGACAAGUAUUUUUCCAGAAAACAGAGAAGAAGAAAACGAAGAAGAAGAAGAAGAUGCUGGGAGGUUUGUGGGACGGAUGGCGUUCUCCUUCAGAGAAGCAGGAGGAGGUGCAGAAGAGCACAUCGUUCUGCACAAGUUCAACCACAGGAAACACAGAAGAAGAGAGGGGGGCGAGAACAACCAAUCAGAGAAGACCGUCAGUGUUGUCAGACGGAACGGUUUCAGAGUGCCGCCGCUGCUGCACGGCUCCUCUUCCCAGCAUGCCUUGCAGCUGGAGCAGCUGGCCCGGAGCCAAUCAGAAGCCCUGGCCGUGUCUUCGGGUCAAUGGCGUUUCUGUGACGUCCCCCUCUCCUCCAAUCACAGCUCUUUCCACAUAUGGCACCUGAGCUCCUCCCCCUCAUCAUUUAGCCCUGCCCCCAUGCUGCGGCUGUCAGCGGUUGCUGUGGAGACCUUGUCAGAGGCAGUGAGGGGCGGAGCUUGUUGGCGUCCCCUGCGGCGCCUGAAGGACUGGACAGCCCCGCCCAGUCUGAGCAGUGACCACUGUUAUGUGCGAACACCAACACCAAGUUUUUCUGCCCGGCGACAGCAGAAGCAACGGGCCAAUCACAGCUCCCGGAGCCUCCACCUGACCCGGCGACGGCCCCUCCCCCUCCCCCUGUGUUCAACCAAUAGGCUGUCUGCUCCGCUCGCCGUCAGCCAAUCAGCAGAGGGCUCAGAGUUUCUCAGCACAAAUGGAGAGCGUGGGAAACGAGUCUCACAGAUACGAAUUCGCCGGGCAUCGCCACGGGAAACGCCGCUCACUCCGAUGGGACUGCCAAAGGUCAAAAGGCUAAAGAAGAAAGAGUUCAGUCUGGAGGAGAUUUACACCAACAAGAACUACAAAUCCCCCACAACCAACAGGAGUCUGGAGACGAUCUUCGAGGAGCCACGGGAGAAAGACGGAGCGCUGCUCCUGAUUGGCCAACAGAGGAGGCGCAGGCUCCUCCUCUUCCCUGACUUCACUCAGCCCAGGAAGAGGAAGAGAAUGCCAGGGGCGGGGCUUCCUGUUGCCCUCGUGCCCCGGAAACGGGCAGCGGCUCGGCGCCAUUGUCAUGGCGACGGCAGUGACGACUCAGACCUGGACGUGAUGCUGGUGGAGCGACUGAGUGCGCUCGAGGACUUCCUGACACGGCAGGGCCUGGACGUGUGAGCUGUAACAUCACUUCCUGUCAGCUGACCAAAGGCCAAACAGCUGCUAGCCUUCUUUUUUUUUGCAGUGAACUUUGAUUUUGUUUUUUACGGUUUAAAAUGUGAACUUUCUCAAUAUUUAUAAUAGUUUUUUAACAGAGAUCAUGACCAUGAGACCACGCCCACUCUUGAGACCACACCCACAUUAGACCACACCCACGCAUGAGACCACACCCACUCACGAGACCGCACCCACACCAUGAGACCACACCCACUCAUUAGACCACACCCACACCAUGAGCACACACCUACUCAUGAGAUCACACCAUGCAGCAGAGGGUUUUAUUUUCUUUCCUUUUUUUUGUUUGGUGAAAUACAAAAAUACUUUGCUGUACUUGUCUGUACCACAAUAAUAGUACUGAGUACUGCAGCAGUGUUGGUGAAGUAUUUGGAGUUUUUAAAGUGUAAUAUAUAUUUCUGAUGAAAAUGAGACUAUUUUUGGAACAAAUAAAGUUUGUUUCUGCUCACUGAA